Molecule: messenger RNA, 552 nt
Organism: Exophiala bonariae
Lineage: Eukaryota; Fungi; Ascomycota; Eurotiomycetes; Chaetothyriales; Herpotrichiellaceae
Exons: 1
Coding region: 1-552 (183 amino acids)
Molecular function (GO): acyltransferase activity, transferring groups other than amino-acyl groups
Source: RefSeq, a predicted model, not a curated record
AUGGCCCAACCAACAAACACGCAGCUCAACACGAAACGAACGUGGACACGAGAUGGCUUCGUGAUCUCGACCGACGCCUCUCUAAUCCCCAUCGCAGCACUGACACAAGCCUUCGAGUCGUCACAACUCUACUGGGCGAAAGGGCUGCCCGAGGACGUGAUGCGCGAGAUCCUCGAACACUCACUCUGCUUUGGCCUCUACACUACCACAUCACCACCAACAACAACCUCUGGAGAGACACCCCCAGCACCACCACCGCCAACGAACCUCAUCGGCUUCGCGCGCUGCAUCACCGACCGCGUGACGCUCAUCUACCUGACGGACGUGUACAUAGCGCCGGAGCACCAAGGCCGCGGGCUCGGCAAAUGGCUGGUCAACUGCGUGCAAGAGGUCAUUUCCGACAUGCCGCAUCUGCGGCGCAGUCUGUUGAUCACGGGCGCCGGCGACACGGGAAAGCGCUUCUAUGGCGACUUGAUGGGCAUGCACGAGGUGAGUGCUGCGACGGGUGAUGCUGUUGUCUUGAGUGCGAGGGGGCCGGGGUGUUCGUUUUGA